AUGCUGCAAAGGACUCUCUUCCUCCUGCUGUUCAGCCUGGCCCCGGUGGCUUCCAGCCUCUCUGCAGAAAAGUGCGUGCUGACUGGGAACUGGACCAAUGACCUGGGCUCCAACAUGACCAUUGAGGCUGUGGGCAACAAAGGCAGCUUCAACGGCACCUACUACACAGCUGUGAGCAGCACCACGAAGAAGAUUGAGCUGUCACCGCUGCAGGGGUUCCAGCACCCUCUGAACAACAGCCAGCCCACCUUUGGCUUCACGGUCAACUGGACCUUUUCAGACUCCACCACCGUCUUUGUGGGCCAGUGCUUCAUGGACAAGGAAAAGGAGGUUUUGAAGACCAUGUGGCUCCUGCGGUUACAUGCAGACAGCAUCAGGAAUGACUGGAACGCCACCAUGAUUGGCACCAACAACUUCACCCGCCUGAAGCUGCAGGAGUGA
Phalacrocorax carbo (great cormorant) is the source of this 441-nucleotide messenger RNA. The record is from RefSeq and is a predicted model, not a curated record. NCBI's taxonomy places the organism in Eukaryota, Metazoa, Chordata, Aves, Suliformes, Phalacrocoracidae.